Lactuca sativa (garden lettuce) is the source of this 1159-nucleotide messenger RNA. RefSeq names its product Fasciclin-like arabinogalactan family protein. The record is from RefSeq and is a predicted model, not a curated record. Lineage: Eukaryota; Viridiplantae; Streptophyta; Magnoliopsida; Asterales; Asteraceae.
AGUCUGACCCUGACGACUGACAUUGAGAUUCACAAUAAAGUCAAUUGCGUUCGGAAUGAGCUUCUUUUCUCUCUGUCUAUUUUGGUUCAUCUCCACUCUCCCACAUUGAAAUUCAACCUAAAAUAUAAAUUCCUAAAAAUCCAUUUGUUAGUUUGUCAAGCUCUAUCGAUAGAUGGAACUAUGAAAUCACGUUCUUGUUCAAGGUGAUGAACUGUUUGACAUUCUUUUGAGGAGCACGACCACGUCUGGAUGUGGGUUUUCUUUGAUUCUGCCAAAGAUCACAAAUUUCAAUUUGGGUGAGUCGCCGUCAGUGGUAGCUUAAUUGCGUACAACAUGUUCGACGAAAUUCCUCAAUGAAGUGUUCUUUCUAACCAGUAGCGAUCUGGGUUUUGAAAAUGAAACGAGGUCGAUCUUCCAAGAGCCCAAUCGCGUUUAUUGUUGUAAUCGUUUCAAUUUCUUGCUUUUUGGUGUUGAUUCUUUCGGUUCUUAGACUUCCAGACAUAUCAUUCAGCAAUGGUGCCAGAACUACAAUCAAGCUCAAGAAAUUGAGCAAAAUUCCAGAGAACGGUGAGAGGAUAGGAACGUUUGCUACCAUGAUGAUCGAAAUGUUGCCUCAAGAUCUUCCAUUUACGAUCUUUGUUCCUUCAAAAUUAGCUUUUGAGCGUGAUUUGCGAUUAGGGGUAAAUGAUAGUUUGUUGGGGGAAAAAGCAAAUGAUACAUUUGCAAUACUUACCCGUGUAUUGAGCUUCACAGUUGUCCCAUGGAAAAUUCUUUCAGAGUCUGUGCCAUACAGUAGAGAGAUAACCUGCGAUUCUUUAUCUGGAUUAAAGCUUUAUGUAUCAAAAGAUCCUGAUGAAACGCUUAUAGUUAACAGGAUUCGAUCAAAACAGGUAGAUUUGAAGAAGAACGAGAUAGUUAUUCAUGUCAUGGAUGGGGUGAUUAUGGAGGCUGACUUUGAACAAUCUGUUCGGCCUGAUGAUGAUCAUGAUCAAGAUUGACAGACUUUAAAUUACUCUUUAGAAUGCAAUCUUUUUUGGUUUACAUGUAAUGUUUAUGAUGUAUAGUCUGAUAGUUUAUGGUUUUUAUGCAAAGAUCAACUGUAGAAAGUACCAUAAACUGGUUGGCAUUGCUGUUCUAUUUACACAAAGUUCACAACAAA